AUGGCCCGCUGUUUUGUAGCCCAGGCUUUGCACCAAGUCCAAUCACAAGGGCUGGCCCGGGCAGCCGCAGAAGCAAAGGCGAAAUGGGGUGAUGGCGGUCAGCUUACCUUUUGCCUUUUGAACCUCAUGUUCGACGAAACAGAGCUCGAAGUAGCCUUGGAGGAUUUUGGUCCUGGUGAUUGGUCCAUCCUAGCAUCUCAUGCACAAGUGAGCUAUGGUGGCCCAGAUGGUGUGCAGGAUCUUGAUGUCAUCAGAAAUCCUCAAGCGUUGCUGGAUAAAACAGCAGAAACGAUGUUUGCUUCAUUGAGCCAAGGGCCUGGUGGCCUCAGGCCUGGUCCAGAUGCUGCUAGUGCCAAAUUUCGCUGCACGAUGGUGACUUGCGACGCUUUUUCAGCUAACUUGAGACUUCUGAGGCAUUUGAAUUACACUUUAGAGGAGAACCACAUGCUCCUCCCGACGUUGUGCGCGCAGCACCGGAAUGGUAAUGUUGUGGAGCGAGCAACAAAGCUGCUGGGCAUUUUGCCAGGUUCCUUUGCUGUCGCCAAAACUCUGCAGAAAGGUAAGGUUAUGCAAAAAGUGUCCGAGAAGAUCAAAGCCAUGCUGGCAAGAAGGCUUGUGGUUCUUGAUGCCGUGCCAGCUGACUUACUCCAGGAGUGGAGCGAUGUGAAGGUUGCCCAGCGCAGUUUCUUGGAGCUGGUCAUGGCCACCAGCAUGGAGCAGGCCUCUGUGCCAGGUCGCCGCCAACAAGCUGCCAAUGACUUCCUGGACUUCUUUGCUGUUUCCAGACCCAGACCUUCUUGUCCCAUGCCGGGCAUUGACAUGGACUCUCUGGACGGUCUUUUCAAGAAGGCGCGGCGUGAAGGGCUGUCCAAGCUGUUUCUGCGUGACGACCAGAGGCGGACAGCUGCCCGCGGCCUCUGGCCUGGUUCAAAAAUGGACAAGUUUGGCUUCAAAGUCGCCAUGGACAAGAUGUUCCGGAUGCUGGUGUGUGACACUUAUGGCGGCGUGGAGGUGACCAGAGUCGCUCGCCAAGCCUACAACCAAAGGCACCCUUUGCAUGUCAUUCUGGACGCAGAGUUCUUGGGAGAAGGGAGUGGCUAUGGAAAGCUGUUCCUGGGUGGAGAGAAUGCCUCCACAGAUCCAGCAGCGCUCUCAGCCAACAACAUCUCUGUGAUUUGGCCAGCUUGCAGGACCCCGAAACCUGUGGACUCCUUGAGUGUCCAGGUCCUGGAGUGUAUUGACGGCACCGGGGUUUGCAAUGGAAGCUACGACAUGCAGCGUGUGGUUGAGGUCUUGGACCAGGUCUGGGAUGCCUUGAGGGCAGGCAAGAAUGUUUUGAUUUCUUGCCGCAACGGAGCACACCGCAGCGCCACACUACUUGUGUUGGUGUUGAUGAGAGGUUUGGGCUGGGAAGCAGAAGUUGCUGGCCAGUAUGUGGCGACUCUGCGCAACAUAGUCGACCUUGAGUCAACGCCUCCAAGAUCGCAGUUUAGGAUGUCGCCAGUGAAGCCCAUCACCUUCCUGGCCACCGUCCAGGUGGCUGCAACACCUUUGUUUCUGGUUGCAGGCAAUGAGCUUGUCAGCCCCCUCAACUUCAGGCGCAGGGCCCUCGAGGCAGGUUUUGAAACUGUGAAGCCUGACCUCUCUGUGCCAGCAGGCCUAGAGCCCAGUCCGCCUGUGCAGGGCGAGGCUGCUUCUGAAGCUGAGUCCUUCACGAUGGUCUUUGAGAAGCGUCGGAGUGAUGCAGCGGCAACUUCUGCUUCUGAAUGGGAAAAGAUUGAGCCUGCAAGCAAGAAGAGCCGUGCCGCCUCUGGCGAGGGUUCUCUGGACACAGAUCAUGAGACUGAGCGUGAUGAUGGUGCUAACUCGAUGCGCCCAAGCAGCUGUCUGCAGGACCAGCGCUUGCAGUCUGACUUUGCCAACCAGGUUCUGAAAUCUGUGCUCAACAGCCAUGGAGAGGCCCAGUGCAUGCAGUUGCUGGAGCAGGCAACCCCUGCAAGUGUCAUGGACAUCCGUGAUGCCAACGGCCUGACAGUACUUCACCACGCCAUUCGCCAAGGCAAGGAGCUGGUCUUUGACCGUGUCUUGGAGAUCAACCCGAACUUGGCAGACCAAAUUACCAACUGCGAUGGCCGACCAGCGCACUGGUCCACACUUAUGCUGUUGGUUGACACUAAGAUUCGGGCUCUGGGUGAGGAGAAGUACUUUUACUUCUUGCGCCGCUUGCUCCAGACAUGCUCCUGUCAGACCAUGCAGGCCAGGUCCACCAACGGUUCCACUGUGCUUCAUGCAGCUGGUUCCAAAGGCUUGUUUCAGGUUCUGAAGCUUUUGCUCUGGGGCCUCUACGACAAGGCAGGCGCUACCGAGCGGGCCUUUGGCCUUGUCAGGUCGCUUGUGAAUUCUCCUGGAGGCCCGCGAAACGCCGGUGUGGUGGACGCACGCCUGAGCUGCAAUGUGGAACUGGCGAUGUAUGUGAAGAGGUACUGGGGCGGCGUUGAGCUCUUGGACGCUCCAGUCUGGGUUUGGGACCAAGGCUACCGGCGCAGAGUGGACCCGUAG
This is a messenger RNA of Durusdinium trenchii, 2559 nucleotides long. NCBI's taxonomy places the organism in Eukaryota, Dinophyceae, Suessiales, Symbiodiniaceae. The record is from the annotation of a GenBank genome assembly.